AUGAGUCUUCCCGCCGUUUUUCAAAGCUACACUCAGGGGAAGGGUGACAUGGAUAGUCGGACCCUGGUGAAGCUCUGCAAGGAAACAGGGAUUAUCGAUAAGCAGACAACACCCACUGACAUUGAUCUCAUCUUCACCAAGUGCAAAGCUAAGGGUGCAAAACGUAUCACGUACGAGGACUUUGAGAAGGUAGUUGAGGAGAUUGCGAAGCGCAAGAAGACGUCUCUCGAGGAGGUCACAGAGAAAAUGUGUUCCUCCUCAGGUCCCUCGUUCACUGGGACUAAAAUGGAGCCAGUCCGUUUCUAUGACGACAAAAGCACCUUCACAGGAGUGCACGCCCACGGCGGCCCGUCUACGUUGGACAAGCCCUCGACUAAAUUCAACGGAACUUUUGGAGAGAUGGGAACUCUGGGACCAUCUGGCGCCACAGCACAAAUCACGCUAGCGGACAUGUGCGACCGUUCGACUCCUGACGUUAGAGGCGUAAACAAGAACUUCCAAAAGUCGUGA
Besnoitia besnoiti is the source of this 510-nucleotide messenger RNA. RefSeq names its product p25-alpha family protein. The transcript has 2 exons. Gene Ontology annotation, molecular function: tubulin binding. Gene Ontology annotation, biological process: positive regulation of protein polymerization; microtubule polymerization; microtubule bundle formation. Gene Ontology annotation, cellular component: microtubule. Lineage: Eukaryota; Apicomplexa; Conoidasida; Eucoccidiorida; Sarcocystidae. The record is from RefSeq and is a predicted model, not a curated record. Bases 1 to 510 code for a protein of 169 amino acids.